Molecule: messenger RNA, 453 nt
Organism: Drosophila teissieri
Lineage: Eukaryota; Metazoa; Arthropoda; Insecta; Diptera; Drosophilidae
Product: protein Turandot X
Exons: 1
Coding region: 1-453 (150 amino acids)
Biological process (GO): immune system process
Source: RefSeq, a predicted model, not a curated record
AUGUGGUUUUAUAUUAGCAGCUUGCUAAUAUGCGUAUUAUUAGGCAUAGUUCGUUUCGCAAGUGCUGGCACAUACAGUUCAAGUUAUGAGGCCCAUAGGAAUUCUCUGCUUAACAUCUUUCACAAUCCAUUUGUGAAUGACUCUAUUAAGGAAAGAAAUAUUCCGGAGCUAAUCGCUUUUUAUCAUCGCUAUCCCACAGACGUUCCUCUUUCCGACGCAGACAGGCAACAAUUUGAAAGGUUUAUUCAUGACUACAGGGACUACCGGAGAGUUUUGAUUGAUGGUGUUCCGCCCCAAGGAGGAACAUUUGGAAACGUAUUCGGACACUUCCUAGGCAGAGUCGGAACGCGGUAUAUUUCGUCUCUGUUUAAUAAGAAAAGGGAGGAAGGCCAGUCCACCCAUGCCAAAAAUUCCACUACACCGCCUUCAAGGAUUCAAGACAUAACUAAAUAA